AUGUGGAGCAGCGGAUAUCUGCUAAUAGCAAAAAAGUGUGCUUGGGCUUUGGGUGGUCAAAGGGAAGGCAGUGAACUGAACAUGUGUAUCCCUCUUUGCUUUCAGCUCAAGUGCAACAUGUUGGCUCUGUGUGUUUUUUGGUUCUUGCUGUGGAGCCAUGUGGUAGGGGCGCCCAAAAAGCAGCUAGAGCCUGCAGAAAGGCUGUGGGUUCAAUUGCAAAAAGAUUCCAAAGAGACAAAGAAGAAAGCAGGAAAGACAGUGGGAAAUAGAUUGACAAAAUUAUAUAAGGAAAACAAACUGCCAGCUUCAGAUGUCUCUGAGCUGCUUCAAGCUGCAGAUGAAGCUGGCCUGGAAUUUUCAAAUCCAAUUCCCAAAAAGCGGAAAUUUGAGCCUGGUAAGGCUCCUGAGCUUGGAGAGGCAGAGCCUGAAGAAGGCUGCAGGGACAAGAAUGCUGCAAGAAGCCUGGACAGAUUCCUGCGAAAGAAUCAUACUUGGAAGGAUUUGUAUUGGGCAAAGAUUCCUAUGAAGAAUCCCAAGAAAAAAGCAAAUGAUAUGGAGGAAAAGUGGAUGCCAUUCUUGCUGCCCCAUGAGUGGCUCCCAGAUUAUUUCCUUCAAAGCAGUCCCUGGCAGGAAGGCAUGCCUGAAGAAGGCAGUUUUUGUUGGCCAGCAGGCAAAUUCCCCAGGGCCAGGCAUGAGCCUGGAAAAGCAGCUCUUGCCCAAAUCCGCUCUGAUUGGGAUUGGAAUUGCAAAUAUUUCCAUGCCCCGCAGUGGAACGAACAGAAAGGCAUGUGCUGGCUUUGCAAGGCCAAGCCGGAAAAUUGGAGGGAGAUGACCACAUGCCCUGCCUGGGAAAGGCAAGAGCAGAGCCUGGACAAGGCUGAAUACCUUCACUUUUUGGCUGACAGAGAAAAGGAAGCGAAUCCAUUAUUCAUUUUGCCAAGUGCCAGCAAUGACACUAUGGUGCCUGAUUGGAUGCAUGUCCUUGAUGAAGGCACAGGUGCUCUGGCAGCUGUGCAAAUUCUGAAGGAGCUGCUUCCCUUGUAUCCUGGAGCCCAUGUGGAUGAAAGGGUGUCCCAGCUGUGGGAGCACAUCCAAAUUCUUUAUGAGGAGCAGCACUGGCCACAGGACAAGAGGCUGAAGAAAUUAACUUUGAAAGACAUCGUCAAGCCCAAAAAGGUACCAGAGUUGGAUGGCAAGGCCCAUGAGGUCAGGCAUUUGUGCCCUUUGCUGGAGUGCCUGUGUAAGGCAAAAGGCUUGCAUGAAGGCAGUGUGCAUCAAAAGGCUGUGUACAAAGUGGCAAAGUAUUGCAGCAAAAUGUACAAGUGCCUGGAGGAAGGCAACCUACUAGAGCUUGAGAAGGCUGGAAGAAAAUUUGUGAGCCAGUAUAUGGCUUUGGAGGCUGAAGCUACUUCUGCGGAUGAAUCUGAAGUGAAGCUAUGGCGAUCCAAACCCAAAUUCCAUGUGACCAGCCACAUACUGGAUCUAGUGUCCUUGGGGCACAACCCAAAGCAUUCUUGGAACUACCGAGAUGAAACAUUUGCAGGAUGUAUGCAGAAGCUCUCCUUCAGAAGGGGUGGCAAAUUUGAGCCAGGAAUGGCUGCAGAAAAACUUUUGCUGAGAUGGAUGGCUGACAUACCAUUUUUACAUUUUGCAGCAGCCAUCCAGCUCUUCCAGGAGCCU
This is a messenger RNA of Cladocopium goreaui, 1680 nucleotides long. NCBI's taxonomy places the organism in Eukaryota, Dinophyceae, Suessiales, Symbiodiniaceae. The record is from the annotation of a GenBank genome assembly.